UUCAGCUUUGCGUUAUUCUUGGAAAAUUGUGCUCCAGCAGUGAAUUCAUUGAACCUCGGCAUUACCAGUCCACUUCUAUUAGGCUCAGCAAAUUUACAGCUCGCCCAGAUAAAGGCCCAGCUGGCCCUUCAGCAGCUGAAUUCGGUCGCCUCCACAACAGUAUCCAACACUGCUCUUGCAUCGUUGAACCAAGCUCUAGUGAAGAUCAGCAUGUUCAAUGCCAGAGGGGCAUUUGGCCAGAGUCAAGGCCCACCAAACCAGUUUGGGCAGAGUCAAGGCCCACCAAACCAGUUUGGGCAGAGUCAAGGCCCACCAAACCAGUUUGGGCAGAGUCAGGGCCCACCAAACCAGUUUGGGCAGAGUCAGGGCCCACCAAACCAGUUUGGGCAAAGUCAUGGCCCACCAAACCAGUUUGGGCAGAGUCAUGGCCCGCUUAACCAGUUUGGGCAAAACCAGGGCCCGCUUAACCAGUUUGGGCAGAACCAGGGCCCACCUAACCAGUUUGGCCAGAAUCAAGGACCACCAAAUCAGUUUGGCCAGAAUCAAGGACCAUCUAGCCAGUUUGGUAUGAAUACCCCAGGACCAUAUAUGGGGGGAGGAGGAGGAGGAGGAGGAGGAGGAGGAGGAGGAGGAAGAGGAAUGGGAAUGGGACCUCAAGGAUCAUCACAAGGCAACUUUGGAAUGAAUAUGGGAAUGAUGAAUCAACCUGGAAAUAAUGUAGGCUUAGGUCAGUGGUCCUCCUAUCAGAGUCCUUCAUCUGGAGGUUUUCGAUCUGGGUAUGGGAGCACCGGAACGCCUGCGUCUCAAAGUGGAGACCAGAGAUCUGCAGUUCAACGGUUUCAUGACACAAUGAAAGCUUCAAAUAUAUUGGCAAACUUUGGCCUGUCAAAUGAAGAUCUGGAAGAGCUAAGUCGUUACCCAGAUGAGAAGCUUACACCAGAAAAUAUGCCCUACAUUUUAAGAGAAAUAAGAAUGCGGAAAAUGAACAAGCAGCAGUCAUCCAGUAGUUACGAUCAACCGUACAAGCUACAAGAUAAAGACUACAGAAGAGAAGUACAGAGCAGUGUCGUAGAUUAUGGGCAUGGCCAACAGUAUGAUUACCGAGAUAGGCCCAUGGAGAGCCAGAGCAUGCAUUACAGUCGUGAAGCACUAAGAGAAGGAAACUGGAAUGAAGAUUAUAAAUGUCCCCCCCAGAAUUAUCCAAUGGAACCUUCGCGAGAUGACAGUACUCAUGGAAUCAAGCGAACAGUUCUAGUGGUGAAGAAGGGAUUACCAAAACCGAAGUUGAUGAAUGAUUACUAUGGUGUCCCUGCACUGAGGUUCCCCCACGUGUGCAGUUUGUGUAACAUAGAAUGUAGACAAAUGAGGGAUUGGGAUCGUCACAACAAAACAUCUGUCCACAAGGACAGCUGCAGGCUUUUGCUCAAAGAAUGCAUCUGUCCAGGACAGUACUGGUAGAAGUAACCACUGCAUAAUCCUUGUGAAGAUGAAGUCCCA
Molecule: messenger RNA, 1497 nt
Organism: Rhincodon typus (whale shark)
Lineage: Eukaryota; Metazoa; Chordata; Chondrichthyes; Orectolobiformes; Rhincodontidae
Product: zinc finger protein 638-like
Exons: 3
Coding region: 211-1458 (415 amino acids)
Source: RefSeq, a predicted model, not a curated record